Messenger RNA from Liolophura sinensis, 1225 nucleotides. Its product is annotated as vacuolar protein sorting-associated protein 28 homolog. The transcript has 9 exons. Gene Ontology annotation, molecular function: protein-containing complex binding. NCBI's taxonomy places the organism in Eukaryota, Metazoa, Mollusca, Polyplacophora, Chitonida, Chitonidae. Gene Ontology annotation, biological process: protein transport to vacuole involved in ubiquitin-dependent protein catabolic process via the multivesicular body sorting pathway. Gene Ontology annotation, cellular component: ESCRT I complex. The record is from RefSeq and is a predicted model, not a curated record. The coding region runs from base 126 to 794 and encodes 222 amino acids.
AAAACUAUGUUGUGUUGACGGAAGUUUCGUUUUUAAGAAUGACAAAUACUCCCGUGUUGCCAGUUUGAUUGUUCAGCAGCCGACAUACAUAUUGCUUUAGCCGUGUCCCUCUGUUCUAAGACACAAUGUUUCAUCAAAUCCAGUCCGGAGGAAUGGGAGCAGGCCCAGCAGACAAGCGAGAACUUUAUGAGGAGGUGAAGCUGUUUCGCACUGCUCGAGAAAGAGAAAAGUAUGAUAACAUGGCUGAUCUAUAUGCAGUAAUCAACACCCUUCAGAGCUUGGAAAAGGCCUAUAUUAAGGAUGCUGUUCACCCUAAAGAGUAUACUGCAGCUUGCUCCAAACUGCUGGUCCAGUAUAAGGCUGCGUUUAAACAGGUGCAGAGCGAUUUCCCAACACUGGAAUCAUUCAUGAAAAAAUACAGACUUGAUUGUCCUGCUGCGGUGGAGAGAAUCAAAGAAGACCGACCAAUUACGAUCAAGGACGACAAGGGAAAUACAAGCAAAUGUAUUGCAGAUAUUGUUUCGUUGUUUAUUACAAUAAUGGAUAAGCUUCGUCUGGACAUCAGAGCCAUGGAUGAGAUUCAGCCUGACUUGAGAGAACUAACAGAGACAAUGAGUAGACUGAGCAUGCUUCCUGCCGACUUUGAGGGCAAGUCCAAAGUCAGGAGUUGGUUGGAUACUUUAAGUGCCAUGCAGGCAUCAGAAGAGUUGAAUGACACUCAAGUGAGGCAGAUGCUGUUUGACCUGGAAUCUUCAUAUAACUCAUUUAACAGAGUGCUACAUGAUUCAUCAUGAGACGUCUACAGGGUUCAUCAUGAGAUAUCUACAUGGUUCAUCCUUGGAUGUCUACAGGGUUCAUCAUGAGAUGUCUACAGGGUUCAUCAUGAGAUGUCUACAUGGUUCAUCAUGAGAUGUCUACAUGGUUCAUCCUGGGAUGUCUACAAGGUUCAUCAUGAGAUGUCUACAUGGUUCAUCAUGAGAUGUCUACAUGGUUCAUCCUGGGAUGUCUACAAGGUUCAUCAUGAGACGUCUACAUGAUUCAUCAUGAGAUGUCUACAUGGUUUAUCAUGAGAUGUCUAUAUGGUUUAUCAUGAGAUGUCUACAGGGUUCAUCAUGAGAUGUCUACAUGGUUCAUCAUGAGAUGUCUACAUGGUUCAUCAUGAGAUGUCUACAUGGUUCAUCAUGAGAUGUCUAUAUGGUUUAUCAUGAGAUGUCUACAGGGUUCA